Messenger RNA from Nasonia vitripennis (jewel wasp), 17859 nucleotides. RefSeq names its product obscurin (gene Obsc). The coding region runs from base 110 to 17500 and encodes 5796 amino acids. Gene Ontology annotation, biological process: protein phosphorylation. Lineage: Eukaryota; Metazoa; Arthropoda; Insecta; Hymenoptera; Pteromalidae. The record is from RefSeq and is a predicted model, not a curated record. Gene Ontology annotation, molecular function: ATP binding; guanyl-nucleotide exchange factor activity; protein binding. The transcript has 34 exons.
CCUCCGAUCGAGCCCGAGUUCCGUCGACGAGCGGACAGUGGCAGUGUUGCGCGACGCGAAGCCAUGGAGCUUUCGGGGAUGCAGCCGCGAUUCGAGCCGUAGCCGCGACAUGUCCUUCUGCAGGAUCACGGGGAGGAGCCGGGGCCUCCCCAAGCCGAACUACUUCCCGCUGCUGCCGCCCAUCAGCCCGGCAGACGCGAAGCGCUUCUGCCGCAUCACCGGCAAGUCCUACGGCCUGCCGACGCACCACUACAUUCCCGUGGCGCUGGGCUGCCACGCCGGGAGCAACAAGUGCAAGAUAACCACGAACCAGGACACGGGCGGGCCGCCGCCGCCGCAGCCGCCGCCGCCGCGGGCCGAGGGCAGGAGGCACGUCCUCCUCAAGGACUACCGCUACGUCCUGCCGGUGCUCGAGGGCGAGGCUGAGCAGCAGCUGCUCCUGCAGGGCCUGCUGCAGUCGAAGCUCGAGGCCGAGGCCGCGCAGCCGCGGUUCGUCUACACCGUGGACGAGCGCAGGUGCAGCCUCGUCUUCCCGGCCGGCCUGGAGGCGGCCGUGCGCGACGGCGACGUCCGCGACGUGAUGCUCUCGAGGGACUGCGAGAGCGUGCUGCUGCGCCUCAAGCAGGGCAGGAGCGUCUCGCUGGGCUUCCGCGAGCUCGAGGAGCCCGGCGAGCUCGGCGAGCUCUACGACGGCCGCGGCCCGCGGGAGGAGGUGCUCCGGGAGCGCGAGCGCCAGGCGGCCGAGAGCAAGAGGAGGAAGCGCCGCCGGCAGGGGGGCCUGAGCCACGCCAAGAGGAUCUUCGAGGAGAAGGAGCGGGCCGCCGAGGCGGAGGAGCUCAGGUUGCGGGCCGGGCCGCCGAUCAAGUGCUGGAAGCAGCUCGGCUCCGCGAGACAGGCGAAGUCGCGGCGCAGCAUCGUCUCGAGCUCCGCGGAGUGGAGGGAGAUGAGGCGGCCGCUCGAGGUCUCCCUCGACUGGGAGCGGCUCGAGCGGCCCGAGGGGCCCGAGGGGCCGGCCCUGCGGCCGCUCGUCGCGGCGCUGCCCGCGCCCCUGGCCCCGGGCGCGAUCGAGCCGCGGACGGUCGACCUCGCGGAGAGCUGGCCGCUCGGCUCGUACAGCGCGCCCGUGUCCGAGGAGACCGGCGGCUUCGAGGCCAUCCCGCUCGUCGAGCCGUUCGCCCCGCUCACGGCCGAGCCCGACGCCGACGUGCAGCGGGCCUGCGCGCGCCUCGCACCGGAGGCCCUCGCGGACACGGCCGACGCGGCCAGGCGGCUGGCGCAGGCGGGCGCGGAGGCGCUGGCCGCGCUGCCGCGGAUCGAGGAGAUACCGCGGCUGCUGGAGCGCAUGCGCGAGCCCAGGGCCCAGCUGACCCAGCUGACCCAGCUGGGCGGGCUCCGGGGCCUGAAGCUGGACAUCGACUCGGCGCAGAGGUUCGUGCUCGGGCAAAGCCUGCGGGGCGGGCCCUUCGUGCCCGGGCAGACGCUGCGCACGCCGCGGGGCGAGCUCUUCGUCCCGGGCCUGACCGUGCAGACGCCGGACGGGCCGCUGCUGAUCCCGGGCCAGGUCCUCGACGUCCGGGAGGACAGGGCCGGCGAGCCGACGACGACCCCGGUCUUCGUGGCGGGCCAGACGCUGCCGACGAGCCUGGGCGAGCGGUUCGUGCAGGGCCAGACGAUCCACACGAGCGAGGGCGCCAAGUUCGUCGGCGGGCAGACCGUGCUGACGAAGGAGGGCCCCAAGUUCGUGGCCGGCCUGGUCGUCAACGGGAGCGAGUUCCUGCCCGGGCAAAUCGUCGCCACGGAGCAGGGCGCGCGCUUCGUGCCCGGCCAGACGAUGACCGGCGAGCUGGGCCAGCAGAUCUUCGUGCCCGGGCAGAGCUACUAUCGGCCGGGCACGAGGAGCGGCGAGGCUCCCGGCUGGGAGUUCAUGCCCGGCCAGAGCGUCGAGACGGAAGCCGGCCAGCAGCGCUUCGUCCCGGGCCAGACCCUCCUGACCUCCGACGGCCUGCAGUUCGUCCCGGGCCAGAGCGUCGGCUGCGGCGAGGAGUCGCACUUCGUGCCGGGCCUGACGGUGCCGGCCGGAGCCGCCGGCCACAAGUUCCUCAGCGGGAUGGCGCUGGCCACGCCGCGGGGUCGGCAGUUCGUCGAGGGGCUGCUGAUGAAGGCCAGCGAGGAGGCGGGGGGCGCGGAGACGUUCGUGCCCGGGACGGUGAGCAGGCCCGAGGACGAGUCCGCGGGCUUGGAGUUCGUCGCCGCCAGGAGCCUCGCCGAGGCGCAGCUCGCCGCGGCCCCGCCCGCCGGGAUCCCCAUCGACCCGAAGACAGCCAGCGCCGUGUCCGGAGCGCGGACGGAGACAUUCGGGCACAUCGUCCAGACGGAGGCGGGGCUGGAGUUCAUAGCGGAGAGCGUCAAGCGGUUCUCGCGCGGCAGGAAGAUGGUGCCGGGCCAGCUGGUCAGGAGCAAGGACGGCCACCGCUUCGUGCCGGGCCUCAUGAGCGAGGAGCGGCUCUUCGUGCCCGGGCAGAUCGUGCACACCGAGGCCGGAGAGCAGUUCGUGCCCGGACAAGUCGUCGAGACGAGCAGCGGGCCCAAGUUCGUGCCCGGGCAGAUGGUCGAGACCCGCUCGGGCGGCAAGUUCGUGCCGGGCCAGACGAUCGGCACGCCGGACGGGCCGCAGUUCGUGCCCGGGCAGAUCGUCGAGACGAAGGCCGGGCCGACCUUCAUCCCCGGCCAGGUGAUAUCGACCGAGGACGAGGGCUCGCGAUUCGUGCCGGGCCAAGUGGUCGAGACGUCGGACGGGCCGCACUUCGUUCCCGGCCGGGUCCUCGAGUCGGCCGAGCACGGGGUCAUCUUCGUGCCCGGCCAGAUCGUGCAGACGGAGCAGGGCCCGAGAUUCGUCGCCCCUGACCUGACGGACACGCCCGAGGGCGAGCUCGAGUUCUCGGUCCAGGGCUUCGAGGUGACGCCGGAGGAGCUCCGGCUGCUCAGGCCGCAGCACCUGCAGUACAACGCCUCGGCGCGAGGCUACAGCACCGAGUCGAGCAUCGACGCGGACAUGCUGAAGCGGCUCUCGGAGGCCGGGCUGACCAUCGGCAAGAGCGCCUCGUCCGCGAUACCGAACGUCGCCGUCGACGUGGAUCCCAAGGCCGUCGAGCUCGACCGCGCGAUCCUCGUGAGCGAGAAGCUCGGCUUCCAGGGGCAGGCCGCCGUGAAAGUGGCCCAACUGGUCUCGAGCAUAGCCAGCCUGGCGGACGGAAUAGUGCGGCGGGCCAGCGACAGCAUCCACAGGACGAACGGCCAGUCGAGAGUCGCGGCGGCCGCGCAGGCGUACCGGCAAUUGGAGGGCGGCGGGGCCAGCGAGGGCUGGCUGCAGGACGCGCUGAGAUCCACGCUGGCCGUCGCGGUGCAGGCGGCGCUCGGCGAGGAGGCCGCGGAGGGCAGGCGCGACGCCGUGUUCUCGGCCGUCGGCGAAGCGCUGAGACUGCUGGUGAGCGGUGCCGGCGCCGGGCCCCCGGAGGACCUGGUCGAGGAGUUGCUGCGCACCGUGCUGGCGCCGCGGAAGCGGGAAUCGAUAUGCCAGUCGCUGCUGGCGGAGGCGAGCGACAACAAGAUCGACAUCCUGAAAUGGACGCUGACGGCGCAGUCGCUGGAGGCCGAGCUGGUCCUCGACCGGCUGUCCCGAGUUCUCGAGGAGGAGGUCGGCGGCGGCGGCGGCGGCGACGCGAUCGGCCCGGCGUUCAGAGCGCUCUCGGAGAGGGACCCGGGCCUGAUCUCGCGAGUCCUGGAGCGGCUCUCCGGGCAGGUGGCUCGCCUGGACACGGAGCAGGAGGCGGCCGAGGCCGUGCGCAGCGCCAUCGUCCGGGCCGUGCGCGAGUACAGCGAGAGCAGCCUGGAGGAGAUAUUCAGGAGCGAGGAGCCCGGCGUCGUCCGCGAGCUGAUCCUGCAGGCCGUCGGCUUGGCCAGGGCGCUCGGCAUGCCCUCCGCCGCGAGCGGCCUGCUCUCCGUGCUCGGCGACGCGGAUUCCACGCGGGCCUUGGCCAACGACCCGCUGGCGCUGGACAUGCUGCGCAGGCUGACGAUCAUGAGGAAGCUGGCCGCGGAGAGGCCGCAGCUCGCCGACGCCCUGGGCACGCUGGGCGGCGAGGGCGACUCGGAGAGAGCCAGGAGCGACCCCCGCCUGCGGGCCCUGGUCCGCGAGAGCGCCGCGCUCAUGAUCGUCCCGGAGGAGCUGCCCUGCCUGGAGUCCUCGACGGACGUACCCGGCUCCCUGCUCUGCGCGGACAACAGCCUGGCGAUGGAGGAGUUCGUGAUGAGGCGGAGCCGCAGGCCCUCGGCGACCUUCAUGAUUCUGAAGCAGGGCCUGCAGGCCGUCGUGCCGCGGGAGGCCGCGAGGUCGGUCCUCAGGGGCCAGGUGCCGUACACCCUCCUCGACGAGCGGGGCGUCCAGCACUUCGAGCCGCUCCACGUCUUCUCGGCCCUGCGGCUGAGCAAGCCGGCCGCGCAUCGCUUCUCCGUCUACUGCUGGCCCGUGCCGGCCGCGGCGAGCUCGCUCCUGCAGGAGGAGGCCGAAAUCGAGAGGCUCGACCUCACGCGGACCAGCAGCACGGACGACGGCCUCGACCUUUCCAAAUCGGACCACGCUCUCGGCUACGGGUCUGCUAGCAGGGAAAACACGCCGAGCUUUCGCAGAAUCAGUACUCUCUAUCAGGACAAUAAUAAUGGGAAAGCAGAAAACUUCGUGGUAGUCAAGGAUUACACGGCCGAGGCCGAGAGCGCGGGCUUUUCCGUCAGCGUAGGGGACAUCGUCGAGGCCAUCGAAUUCGCAGCCGAUAACUCAAAGGAGGCGAAACUCGACGGGGCCUUCGACAUCGGCGAGAUCGAGGACCGACUGGACAGUUCGGCGGCCAGGCACAAGCUGUCGGUGCGUCCCCGGCGUAAAUACGCGGAUUCUCGGGCUCAGCUAAUUUCCCGCGCCUCCUCAAGGGCGCUAGUCCGCAAAGUCGGCGGCGAGCAAGGAUGGCUCCCGAUGUCGAUUUUGAUGCAAACGGCGCUCAGCGAGGACACUUCGACGGGCCAACACAAACCCGAGGAUUCGCGCUUCAGACGAGAGGCUGUCGUCAAAGAAUUGGUUGAAACGGAGGAAGAAUUCGGACGAGACCUACAGCUGGUUGUGGAGCGAUACCUAAAGCCGCUGGACAAUCCCGCUGUGCCGCGCGCCGUGCGUGACAACAAGGAAAUCAUUUUCACGAAUCUCAAACAAAUAGCAGAAUUUCACAACACAUCGUUUGGCAGGGUCUUAAUCGAGGGUGUCAAGUACUACGCUGACCAGCCACGUAUGCUCGGCAAGACCUUUCUCAGACUGGAGAGAGAUUUUGACAAACACGUGGCUUACUGCAGAGACGAACCCGUAGCUCAAGACUUUCUCCAGUCAAACAAUGAAGUGCGAGAAUAUUUCGAGGAGCUGAGCCACAAACUCGGGGACGACAAGAGCGUCUCGGAGCACCUGAAGCUCCCGAUCCAGCGCAUCAACGACUACCAGCUCCUGCUAAAGGAGCUGGUCAAGUACUCGACUCGCUUGGGCGAAGAUUGCGACGACCUCCAGAAGGCUCUGGAGUUGAUGCUAGGGAUCCCCCAUCGGGCGACCGACAACAAGUUCAUCAGCAACAUCGAAGGAUACAAGGGCAACAUCCACAAGCUUGGCAGACUGCUUACUCACGAAUGGUUCACCGUCACCGAUAGAGAGGCACGGAGCAAGGAGCGCUACUUGUUCCUCUUCAAGGCGCGCAUACUCGUCUGCAAAGUCCGGCGCAUAUCCGAGGACAGGUCGGUCUUCGUGCUCAAGGACAUCAUAAGGCUGCCCGAGGUCGAGGUCAAGGACCACGCGGGGGAGCAGCGCACCUUCGAGCUACACCCGAAGGCCCCGGCUGGACUGCCGGGCUACCCCAUCACCCUCUCGGCCCACAAGGACCCGGUCAAGGCGGCCUGGCUCAAGGAGAUCCGCCAGUACGCCAGCGAUGUCGUAGCUCUGGCUGAGCACGCCGCCGACGAUCUACAACUGAGCGCCGAUCCCGGAGCGGACGAGAAGCCGAGUGCCAGCAGCCAGGAAGCGCAGCAGCAGCAGCAGCCAGGCGACAUGUCCCGCCGCUACUCCUCCACUCGCUUCAGCGCCUCCUCGAGACUCGUCGAAGAGUCCUACUCGAGCGUGUCGAGCAGCCGAGUGACAGGCUCCGAGCUGUCCUCCUCGUUCGCCGCGAGCAGCUCGGUCACGAGCAGCCAGCAGACAGCAGCCCUGGGCUCUGCAGGCGUGAGCGAGUCCUCGUCGAGGACCGCCAGGUUGGCCCUGUCGACCAACGACGCUGGCAGACCCCAGUUCGAGACGCCGAUCGAGGGCUGCCAAGUGGAGCCAUCACGAGCAAAAUUGGCUAUGUUACACGUCAUAGCUGGCGAAUGCGCGACGUUCGAGUGCACGCUCAAGUCCUCGGAGUCGGCCAGCAAGAUGGUAUGGCUGAAGGACAACAAGCCGAUGGACGACAAGCUGGCCGAUCGCGUGAGAAGCAGCGUCGAGGGAAGCACUUACAAGCUCCAGAUCGAGAACGUGCUGGAGUCCGACUCGGGCAUUUACAUCGCUCACGCGGCCAACGGCGAGGGAAGCGCGACCUGCACUGCCCAGCUGGUCGUCCAAGAGUUCACGGCCGAGGAGAAGAAAGCCAGGGCCGACGCGAACUCGCCGAUCUUCCUGGUGCGGCUCAAGGAUACGGAGCUUCUGGAGAACACCUACCUGCGCUUCAUGAUCAAGAUCAAGGGCGACCCGGCUCCGGACCUGAAAUUCUUCAAGGACGGCGUGCCGAUCGACUCGAAGAACGAGCGCGUCCAGAUCGUGCGGGAGAAGGCGGACAAGGGCUUCUACGAGAUCGUCAUCCCGGACGUGCAGAAGCAGGACGCCGGCAAGUACAGCUGCACGGCGCAGAACCGCUUCGGCGAGGCGAGCUGCGAGGCGAGCGUGAGCGUGACCGACGAGAAGCUCAUGUUCGCCGGGCUGCCCGAGGGCCUGCUCGAGCCCGGCGCCGAGCCCAAGUUCGUCUGGACGAGGGACGGCGUGCCCUUCGAUCCCGAGGAGAGGUUCAAGGUGCUGUUCAAGGACAGCGAGGACACCCUCGCGCUCGUCUUCCAGCACGUCAAGCCCGAGGACGCCGGCCUGUACACCUGCGUCGCCCAGACCAGCACCGGCAACAUCAGCUGCAGCGCCGAGCUCACGGUCCAGGGCACCGUCAACCAGCUGCUCAAGGAGCCGGCCAAGCCCGCGCUCCAGUCCGAGUCGAGGACCUCCGAGGUCAGCGCCGGAGGCUCGGCCAUGCUGGAUCUCCAGGUGAAAGGCUUCCCCAAGCCCAACAUCACGUGGACCAAGGACGGCAAGGAGAUCGUCGCCGGCGGCAGGAUCAAGUACCUCUGGGAGGACGAGGAGUCGCUGUCGCUGGUGAUCAAGAGCGUGACGGCCGCCGACGCGGGCGUCUACAAGAUCCGCGCGAGGAACGAGCUCGGCGAGGACAACACGCAGAUCGAGCUGAUCGUCAAAUCCGCGCCCAAGAUCACCAAGCGCAUGGAGAGCUUCUCCGUGCAGUCCGAGGAGACGAUCAACAUGUCCGUGCAGAUCCAGGGAUCGCCGGUGCCCGAGGUCAGCUGGUACAAGGACAACAAGCGCAUCCUCGAGUCGGACCGCACGAGGAUCUCGAAGGAGGCGGACGACACCUACACCCUCACCAUCAAGUCGGCAUGCCUCGAGGACUCGGGCUCCUACUCGAUCAUCGCCAAGAACGAGAUAAACGAGACCUCGCAGUUCUGGGACUGCACGGUCAAGUACCCGCCGAAGAUCACCAAGGGACUCGGCGAGCCCAGGCUCAUCGAGGAGGGCGACAGCCUGACCCUCUACGUCGAGGUCGAGUCCGAUUAUCCGCCGAGCGUCACCUGGAUCAAGGACGAGGAGGUGAUAAAGAUUAGCGAUCGCAUAACCAUCAGCGACGAGGGCAACCGGCACAGCCUCCAGAUCGACAAGCUCCUCGACACCGACACCGCGACCUACAAGGUCCAGGUCGCCAACAAGGACGGAGCGAGGUCCGAGCAGACCGCCAUCCAGGUGCGCUCCGCCCCGCUCUUCAAGAAAAAGCUCCAAGACAAGACGGCCACGGAGAACGAGGCCAACGUCGAGCUGCUCGCCCAGGUCGAGAGCUUCUCCAAGCCGGAAGUCAGCUGGUACUUUGCCGGCAAGAAGAUAAGCGAGGAGAAAAAGGAGUACAGCAUGAGCGAGGAGGGCAAUUGCUACAAGCUGACGAUCAAGAGCGCCAAGACCGAGUGCGCCGGCAAGUACACCUGCAAGGCCAAGAACGAGGUUGGCGAGAGCAGCAGUUCGGCCAGUCUCACCGUCAACUUCAGGCCGAAAUUGAUCAAGAAACUGGCCGAUCAGAAGGUCAAGGAGGGCGAGACCCUCAAGCUCACCGUUCAAGUGUCCGCCGUGCCGGCGCCGGAGGUUCAGUGGUUCAAGGACGGGCAGGAGGUGAACGCAGACGCGAGGAUCAAGAUCAGCAGGGACAGCCAGAGGCUGGAAAAUUACGAUUUGACGGUGACGCUGCUCAAGGGUACCGACGGUGGCGUUUACGAAGUGCGCGCCAAGAACGACUUGGGAUUCGUCAGCAGCAAGAGCAAGGUCAUCGUCCUGACCAAAUCUGAGGAGCAAAGCGAAGAAGCGACGAAGGUUGCGGAAGAAGACGUGUCGGCGCAAAAGCAGACAGCCGAAGAAGAAGCCGGACCCGAAGGUCAUGUCAAAGUGGAGAAACAUAAAGUUGAAGUCUGUAAAGGUUCGAAUGGCGAGACGAUCACUGUUUCCGUGUCUUCUACCACGGAACACGAGGCUACUAUGACAGGUCCGAAUGAGAAGCACACGAUCAGCAAGAUGACCUCGACGAAAGUCGAAGUCCAGGAGCUGAACAGCCACGACGUCGGACCUCAGGUCGAGGAGAUCGCCUCGUAUAGCUACACGAUACACGAGGACGAUAUUUCCUCGAAGCCGCAGAACGGCAUGCUCGUCGAGGAAUUCUCCGAGAGCGAGGAGUGCGGCAAAGCCGGGAACGGCAGGAUCGACAAGCUGCAGGUCAACCGGGGCGUCUCCAUCGUAUCGGUAUCCGACGACGAUACGAUCAAGGGCAUCUCGCGGGACGUCAGCGCGGACGACAUCCAUCAGAGCUUCGAGUUUCAGGCCGUCGAGGAAUGCAACGGCUCGAACGGCAUCGACGAGCCGAGCAGGCUGGUUCAGCAUCAGGAGGAGCUGACGACGAUGAGCCGCGCGCGAGCCGUCUACAGCGAGACGAUCGUCGAGGAGCGAUCGAUCGACGAGUCUCUGGGCAGUAACCACGCUCGGAACGCCGUCGUCGAGGAGAGCGGGCAGAACGGAGUCCAGACCAAUGGCGAGAAAGCUGCCUCGAGGCAGGGCUCCCUCCUGGAGAAGCACGACUCGGUCGAGUACAACGAUUCCAGGAGAAGCUCGACCACUCGGGAGAAGGCUGCCUCGAGACAGGGCUCCCUCCUGGAGAAGCACGACUCGGUCGAGUACAACGAUUCCAGGAGAAGCUCGACCACUCGGGAGAAGGCUGCCUCGAGACAAGGCUCCCUCCUGGAGAGGCACGACUCGGUCGAGUACAACGAUUCCAGGAGAAGCUCGACCACUCGGGAGAAGGCUGCCUCGAGGCAGGGCUCCCUCCUGGAGAGGCACGACUCGGUCGAGUACAACGAUUCCAGGAGAAGCUCGACCACUCGGGAAAAGGCUGCCUCGAGACAGGGCUCCCUCCUGGAGAGGCACGACUCGGUCGAGUACAACGAUUCCAGGAGAAGCUCGACCACUCGGGAAAAUACCGCAUCGAGACAGAGCUCCGUUCUGGAAAAACAGUCCGAUUGUGCCGAUCACAAAGAUUCGAGAAAGAAUUCCCUGAAGGAAAAGAGCUUGUCCAGGCAGAGUUCCAUUCUGGAAGGUCGCGAGUCGGUGAAAGACAGCAGGACGCUCUCGCGCGAGAAUUCGAUCAACAAGGCAGCAGGGUCGACGGAUGACAACUUCGAAGAAGACGAAGACGAAGACAUGAAAAAGCUGUUCGAGCGCAUCAAGAGGCAACGUUCCGUUCUCGAUGAGAUUUUAGAAAAGAAAGACAAACAAGAAGCGCCGGAGAGCCAAGCUACACUAGACAAACAAGAUACACGAGACACGAAAGACGAGAUUGAAAAUGGAGCGUCACCAGUGAUCGUAAGUUCGAGCUUGGAAGACCGCGACAUAUACGAGACGCAGAGCACGCAGUUCGAAAUCAAAGCGACGGGCUUGCCGAGGCCAGACGCCAAGUGGUUCAAGGACGGGCUUCCCCUCAAGAUUUCCAAACGCAUCCAAUACUCGACCGUCGGCGAGCUCUUCCAACUGACGGUGACGAAAGCCCUCGAGGAAGACUCGGGCUUGUACACCAUCGUCUUCACGAACAAGCUCGGGGAGAAGAGCCUCGAGGGCUUCCUCAGCGUCGAGCCCGUCGGCGAACUGCGCAAGCCGAAGCUCGUUCAGCCGCUCAGCGACGCCGACGUCGACGAGGGAAAGACCGGCGUUUUCAAGGCCGUCUUCACCGGGGACCCGAUCCCGGAGGCCAUAUGGUCGCUGAACGGCGAGAUCAUCGACACCGGCGCGGCUCGACACGUGGCCAAGGUGGAGCACAAGCUCAUAGAGGACGCGCUGAAGGAGUGCACCUACAGGCUGGAAAUCCCCGAAACCAAUCCCGGAGAUGUCGGACAGUACAGCCUGCGAGUGCUGAACGAGCACGGAGAAGCGUCAACAGAAGCUGACCUGGGUCUGCGCAUCGUGCCGAUAUUCGAGGAAUUCAAGGACCUGCUAGCCCCGGUUGGCGAGAGCGCCGUGUGGGAGGCGAGGAUCAAGGCGAACCCGAGGCCCACGAUCGUCUGGCAGUGCGACGGCCGCGACGUCACUUUGGACGAGCGAUUCGUCACCGAGGACGACUACAAGAACAAGAGCUACAAGCUCAAGAUCAAGGCGCUCGAAGUUUGCGACGCCGGCAAAUACAAGAUCCUCGCCUCGAACGACAUGGGAGAAUCUUCGGAGGAGGCGACGCUCAAGCCGUACACUGAGCAGCCGGUGUUCACGAAGGAGCUGAAGGAGUACGAGUCCGUGCGCGACCAGAACAACUACGAGGUGGAGGUGCGCGUGACGGGCUACCCGAGGCCGAGCAUCAGCUGGCUGAAGAACGGCGUGGAGAUCUUCGACGACAUGCGCAACACCCUCACCACCUGCGUCGAGGGCCCCGAGGUCGUGAGCAAGUGGAGCAUCGAGAGAUUCGGCGAGAAGGACGCCGCGAACUACAGCGUUCAAGCGAUGAACAUGGCCGGAUCGGCCAGAUGCCUCUGCGAGCUCUCGCUCACGCGCUUCCCGCCCAAGUUCUUCCGCAGCUUGCCGCCCUCGCUGGACCUGGAAGAAGCCGAGCCGCUGGAGCUGUUGGCCAAGUGCGACGGGAGCCCGAUCCCCAUGGUCGCCUGGUACAAGGACGGCGAGAUCGUCGUGCCGGACGACCGCACCAAGAUCGACGUGCUGCCCGACGGCACGAUGAGGCUCUCCAUCGAGAGGGUCAAGCCGACCGACUCCGGUGCCUACAAGAUCGUCGCCUCCAACACCGGCGGUGACAAUCCCUCGCAGUGCGCCGUCGCCGUUCGCCCCGAGUCCAAGGAGCCGUACUUCAAGAAGGGCUUGGAGGACCUCAAGGCGAUGGUCGGCGAGCCGUUGAAGCUCCGAGUGCAGGUCGUGGCCUUCCCGAACCCGACGGUCCAGUGGUUCAAGGACGGCAUGCCGCUGAGACCCUCGAAGGAAAUCUACUUCAGCAACGAUCCGAACGGCUUGAUCGGCAUGACGAUCGACGAGCUGCGCCCGGAGGACGCGGGCCUCUACUCGAUCGUCGUGUCCAACGAGUUGGGAGAGGCGACUGGGAGCUCGAAUGUCGAGGUCGAGGAGCGCGAGAAGCCCCCUGCGUUCGUCGCCACGCUCCACCCGAUGACCGUGGUCGAGGGUUUCCCGGCUAAGCUGCAGGUCAAGCUCGAGGGCAAACCUGCGCCGACUCUCAAAUGGACUCACAAUGGACAGGAGGUCGUCCCGGACGGCGAGCACCUGAAGAUCGUGAAUCUGCCGGACGGGAGCCAGGCCAUGCUCAUCGAGAAGGCCGGGCCCGCGGACGUGGGCGAGUACGCGGUGACGGCCAGCAACAGCGAGGGCGAAGAGUGCAGCAAGGCCCAGCUGGCCGUCCUGGGCAGGAGCAACGGCGCCGAGCCGGAGGAGAAGCCUCGGUUCCUCUCGGCGCUGCGCGACGCGAGCGUCCUGGAGGGCGAGCCUCUGAGCCUGGAAGCCCUGAUCGGGGGCAACCCGGUGCCAGAGGUCAGCUGGAGCAAGGACGGCAAGCCUCUGCAGGCCUCGGAGCGCUGCAUCGUCAGCUGCGACGGCAAGAAGCUCGGCCUCGAGAUCAAUCCGAGCCAAGGCAAGGACUCGGGCCUCUAUGCCUGCGAACUGCGCAACCCCCACGGCUCGGACAAGAGCAGCGCCAACGCCUCGGUGCGCAAGAUCUUCCAGGCGCCCAACUUCGCGCAGAGAUUCACCGACCUGCAGCAGAUGAUGGGCUGCGACGCCAAGUUCACGGCUCGCGUCAGCGGCAUCCCUCAGCCCGACGUCAGCUGGUACUUGAACGACAAGCCCAUCUCCCCGGACGACGGCAAGUACAAGAUCAAGCGCGAUGGCGAAGCCUGCUGCCUCUUCGUCAAGGACUGCACGUACGCCGACUGCGGGCGCAUCAAGUGCAGAGCCGAGAACAAGGAGGGCAGGGCGGAGUGCGAGGCUGCCCUCGCGGUCGUCAAAGAGCUGGACAAGAAGCAGAAGGUGGAGCCGCCGUCCUUCCUCAAGAGGGUCGGAGACUGCGAGGUUUACAAGGGCAUGACGGCCAAAUUCACAGCCUGCGUCACGGGCUAUCCCGAGCCCGAGUUCGAGUGGUACCGCGACGACACCAAGCUCUGGCCCACGGAUCGCAUCCUCAUGGAGAGCGAGGGCGCUGGCCUGCUCAGAAUGACCAUCUACCACGUCGACGAGGACGACGCGGGCAAGUACACUCUGCGCAUCUUCAAUCCGUACGGCGAAGCCAAGUCGAGCGGAGAAAUGCUCUUCGAAUCGAUGGAGCCGCGAAGCAAGAGGCUGGUCGACCAGUACGCCGAGUACGACCGGUACCGCAAGUCCGGCAUCCCGCUGCCGCUGGCCGAUCGGCCGAUCAUCAGCCGCAUGAUGGACCGCCACUUGACCCUCUCGUGGAAACCGUCGAUCCCGUCGAUGCCUCGGCUGCCGGUGACCUACCAGGUCGAGAUGUGCGAACUGCCGGACGGCGACUGGUUCAGCGCGCGCAGCGGCGUCCGCGGCUGCGUCUGCGACAUCCGCAACCUCGUUCCGUUCCGCGACUACCGGUUCCGCGUGCGCGUCGAGAACAAGUACGGGAUGAGCGAGCCCUCGCCGUACGCCCAGAGCUACCGGGCCAAGCUCGAGCCGGAGCCGCCCAAGUUCUACCCGUACCUGCCGCCGGGCAUCGACUUCCGCCCGGAGACCAGUCCCUACUUCCCCAAGGACUUUGACAUCGAGAGGCCGCCCCACGAGAACUACGCCCAAGCGCCGCGCUUCCUGCGCCAGGAAUUCGACACCCAGUACGGCCUGAAGAACCAGAACUCGAAGCUCUUCUGGUUCGUCUACGGAUACCCCAAGCCCAAGAUGAGCUACUACUUCAAGGGCGAGCCGAUCGAGCCGGGCGGCAGGUACGACUACACGUACACGCGCAACGGCCAGGCCACGCUCUUCAUCAACAAGAUGCUGGAGCGCGACGUGGGCGAGUACGAGGCCGUGGCGAGCAACGAGCACGGCGAGGCCAGGCAGAGGGUGCAGCUCGAGAUCGCCGAGUACCCGACCUUCAUCAGCAGGCCCGAGGAGGCCCACGGCAUGGUGCGCAAGAGCGGCAAGUUCGAGGCCAGGGUCACCGGCGUGCCGUACCCCGAGCUCAAGUGGUACAAGGACUGGAAGCCGCUGGCUCCCUCCACCAGGAUAAAGAUCCAGUUCGUCGAGCCAGACCUGUCGAUCCUCGUGAUCGAGGACGCGAUCCUCAAGGACGAGGGCCUCUACUCGCUGUCGGCGCGCAACGUGGCGGGCUGCGCCUCGAGCUCGGCCAUGCUGCACAUCGAGGAGACCGAGACCGACUGGCGCUACAAGAACUACACGAUCAAGGCCGACGUGAAGGCGCGCCAGAAGCCCUUCGGCGAGGACUACGAUCUGGGCGACGAGCUCGGACGCGGUACCCAGGGCGUCGUCUACCACGCGGUCGAGAGAUCCAGCGGCAACAACUACGCGGCCAAGCUCAUGCACGGCGGAUCGGAGCUCAGGCAGCUCGUGUUCAACGAGAUGGACGCCAUGAACAAUCUGAACCACAAGAAGCUGCUGCGCCUGCACGACGCGUACGAGACGGACCGGUCGGUCACCCUCGUCACCGAGCUGGGCGGAGGCGGCGAACUCGUGGACAACCUCACCAGGAAUCCGUUCUACACCGAGUACGAGAUCGCCGGUUACGUUCGCCAGCUUCUCACGGGUCUCGACUACAUGCACAAAUCCGGAUGGGGACAUCUUGGACUGACGCUGAGCGAUCUGCUGAUAUCCCACUCGGGCGGCGAUGACUUGAAGAUCGGCGACUUCGGCCUGGCGCGGCGCAUCGUCCGCAACAAGCUGAUGACCCUGAUGUACGGCAUGCCGGAGUUCGUGCCGCCGGAGGUGCCGAACGGCGAGGGCGUCGACUACGGCACGGACAUGUGGAGCACGGGCAUCAUCGCCUACAUCCUGCUCAGCGGCAUCUCGCCGUUCCGCGGAGUGAACGACCGCGAGACCCUCACCAGGAUCAAGGAGGGCAAGUGGAACUUUGAGGACGAGCGCUGGCGCCACAUCUCCGAGGAGGCCAAGGACUUUAUCAGGAAGCUGCUCGAGUACCAGACCGAGCGGCGGAUGGACGCGGAGACGGCGCUCCGACACCCCUGGCUGCAGAGGCCGUCCGACCGGCCGGCCAGCGACUGCCACAAGAUUCCCUCGGAGCACCUGAAGAACUACUACGUCCUCUACAGGGACUGGUACAAGAACGCGUCCUGCCGGACCUGGUACCGCAAGCGCCGGCUGAGCAGCGCGUUCGAGCACCCCUCGAAGAUGGUCUAUCCGCCGGGCCACAGGUACACGCCCGAGAGGAGUCCCGAGAGGAGUCCCGAGAGGCCGUACACGCCCGUCGGCAAGAAGGCCCCCGCGGCGAGGGCUUGGGAGAACCGAGUGCCGUCGCGGGAGCCGAUCGACACGGAAAUCGGCAUCGUCAAGAGCGAGAGCCACUACCAGAACGGGCCGGACACGUACCUGCUGCAGCUGCGCGACACCGACUUCCCGGUCAGGCUGCGCGAGUACACGAAGGUGGCGAACAAGCGCGGCACCGGCUUCCCGCGCGCCUUCUCCGACGAGGGCUACGACUGGAGGACGCCGAUCAUCAGGGAGCGGCGCCGCUUCACCGACGUCAUGGACGAGGAGAUCGACGACGAGCGCAAGGCGCGCAUCAACACGUACGGCAGCCUCGAGGCCCCGGGCGCGCGCCGGCUGCGCCACGAGCUCGGCACGCGGCUCGACAGCUACGCCGAGGUCGAGGCCAUGCUCGAGAGCAAGCAGCAGGGCCAGCCGCCGUUCCUGCGCGAGAAGCCCCAGCAGCGCGCCAUCCAGGACGGCGAGCCGGCCCAGCUGAGCUGCCUCGCCGUCGGCGAGCCCAAGCCCGUCGUCCAGUGGUUCAAGAGCGACAUGGUCGUGCAGGAGAGCAACCGCGUGCGCGUGACCGAGGACGCGCAGGGCCGCUCGAUCCUCAGCCUGCAGCCGGCCCGCGAGCAGGACGCCGGCAUCUACAAGGUCGUGGCGCGCAACAAGCUCGGCCAGACGGUCGCCCGGGCGCGGCUGGUCAACGCCACGCUGCCCUGCGCGCCCGACUCGCCCGAGGUCCGCGAGGCCUCCGACAGCGAGAUCCUGCUGCGCUGGAAGCAGCCCAAGUACGACGGGAACUCGGCCAUCCUCUGCUACGGGCUGCAGUACCGGCAGGGCGACGCGAUCGAGUGGCAGGACGUGGCGCGCAACAUCGACCACGAGUUCUUCCUCGUGCACGAGCUCGAGCCCAACACGAGCUACAACUUCCGGCUGGCCGCGCGCAACCGGCUCGGCUGGAGCGAGCACGGCGUGCCGAGCAAGCUGAGCAAGACGCGCGCCAAGCAGGAGGAGGUGCCGCGCGUCCAGCUGAGCCGGGCGAUGCGGCACCUGCAGCAGCUGACCGAGUCGGGCCGCGAGGUGCCCCUCGAGGAGCCGCGCCCGCAGCUCGACUACGCCGCGGAGGGCGCGCGGCCGCCGCGGGACUGGGAGCGCGAGGCCCGCGUCUCCGAGCGCUACAGCUUCGUCUCGGAGAUCUGCCGGGGCGAGUUCUCGCUGGUGGCCAAGGGCAUCGAGCGGGCCAGCGACCGCGUCGUCGUCGCCAAGAUCCUCGAGCUGCGGCCCGAGACGGAGGAGCGCGUCGAGCGCGAGUUCGAGACGCUGCGCACGCUCUGCCACGAGCGCAUCGCCCUCCUCGAGGCGGCCUACCGGCCGCGCGGCUCCCCCGUCGCCGUCCUCAUCCUCGAGAAGCUCCAGGGCGCGGACGUGCUCAGCUACCUGGCCAGCCGGCACGAGUACUCCGAGGCCUGCGUCGCCGGCGUCGUCGGCCAGCUGCUCGACGGGCUGCAGUACCUCCACUGGCGGGGCAUCUGCCACCUCGACGUCCAGCCGGACAACGUCGUCAUGGCCUCGGUGCGCUCGCUCCAGGUCAAGCUCGUCGACCUCGGCUCGGCGCGCAGGGUCAGCAAGCUCGGCUGCCAGGUGCCGCGGCUCGGGCACCCGGAGUACGCCUCGCCCGAGGUGACCAACGCCGAGCCGGCCUACCCCCAGUCGGACAUCUGGCAGGUGGCCGUGCUCGCCUACGUCCUGCUCUCGGGGGUCUCGCCCUUCCGGGGCAACGACGCCAACGAGACCCGGCAGAACAUCAGCUUCGUCAGGUACCGCUUCGAGUACCUCUACAAGGAGCUCAGCCAGGAGGCCACGCGCUUCCUCAUGCUCCUCUUCAAGCGCUCGCCCUGCAAACGACCGACGGCCGAGGAGUGCCACGAGCACAGGUGGCUCAUGCCCACCGAGUACAUGAUCAAGAAGCGCGAGCGAACGAUAUUCCUGGGCAACCGGCUCAAGGAGUACUGCGACGAGUACCACGAGGAGAAGCGCAAGCAGGCGACCCAAGGCCAGGGCCUGGACGAGGCCUUCGGAACGCAACGUCAGCUGGCCAGAUCGACGAGCAUACAGGACGAGCUGCUCACCGCCUUCUGAUGCCUUCUGAUGGGACUAUACAAACUCACUUCUUCCCCCUCCUUUAUCUGUUAUUGUCUCGGGCCUCGGCUGCUGAGAGGUGCGCACGAGUUGAUGCACGCGUACCCGACGAUUGUGCCAAAAGAAAUAAGCCUUCUUCUUCGAUCUAGUUCUCUAUUCUCAUUGUUAUUUAUGCCUAUGUAUUUCUUACGAUCUCGACUCUUGCCUGACACUUUAAACAUUUGGAUUCUCCGAUUAUCGGUCGAAUUAAAAUAAGCGCUUUGAAAUUGCAUCUCUCAUUUUCAUUUGUAUGUGGUUUCGUCGUCGACAACUAUAAGGACGAAAUACGAUACACCAAUAAAACAAACUGUGAAGUCUGC